AUGAAUUUGUUAAGACUUUUUUUCUGGUUAUCAUUAAUUUUUAUUGGUGCAAACAAGUUAUUUUAUACUUGGCUUCCUACCAAUUACAUAUUUGACCCUAAAACUUUAAAUCAAAUCUGUAAUUCGGUUAUUGAAAACCACAAUGAAACGACCAAUCCCGAAGCUCUAUUGAACGACGUUCGUGAUAGAUUGGUUGAACAUUAUGGCGAACAAUAUAUCAAUAAAUUUGUUAAAGAAGAAUGGUUUUUUAAUAAUGCUGGUGGUGCAAUGGGUCAAAUGAUUAUUUUGCAUGCUUCAAUUAGUGAAUAUUUGAUUUUCUUUGGCACCAGUGUUGGUACUGAAGGUCAUACUGGUGUUCAUUUCGCCGAUGAUUAUUUUACAAUCUUGGCAGGUGAACAAACUGCUACGUUACCUUAUGAGUUGACAAAGGAAGUUUAUAAACCUGGGAUGACUCAUCACUUACAUAAGGGUUAUUCCAAACAAUAUAGUAUGCCUAGUGGAUCAUUUGCUUUGGAAUUAGCUCAAGGCUGGAUUCCAGCUAUGUUGCCUUUUGGGUUUUUAGAUACCUUUAGCAGUACGCUGGAUUUCCAUAACUUAUACAGAACAGUUUAUUUAACUGCCAGAGAUAUGGCUAAGAAUUUGAUUAUAAAUAGAAAGUUUUAG
Messenger RNA from Saccharomycodes ludwigii, 663 nucleotides. RefSeq names its product C-8 sterol isomerase ERG2 (gene ERG2). Lineage: Eukaryota; Fungi; Ascomycota; Saccharomycetes; Saccharomycodales; Saccharomycodaceae. The transcript has a single exon. The record is from RefSeq and is a predicted model, not a curated record. Bases 1 to 663 code for a protein of 220 amino acids. Gene Ontology annotation, biological process: ergosterol biosynthetic process. Gene Ontology annotation, cellular component: endoplasmic reticulum.